GUUUUUGUUUUUAUCAGUUGCCUCUUAUUCGCCGUCUCUCUCUCUCUCUUACUUAUCAUUAAAACUUGCUCUCUGCUUCGAUUGUUUUUUUUUUUUUUAAAGUUUCGAAGAUGUCUGAGGGAUCAGAAGAAACGAAAACAAAGAUCGACUCAGCCGAAGAGUUAUCCGAUGUUGAUAACGAGAACUGCAGUAGCAGCGGAAGUGGCGGUGGGAGUUGUGGUGAGACCAAGCGUACUUGCGUUGAUUGCGGUACUAUCCGAACUCCUCUUUGGCGUGGUGGCCCUGCCGGUCCAAAGUCAUUGUGCAAUGCUUGUGGGAUCAAGAGCAGGAAGAAGAGGCAAGCAGCUCUUGGGAUGAGAUCAGACGAGAAGAAGAAGAACAGGAAAAGCAAUAGCAGUAACGAUCUUAACCUUGAUCAUCGAAACGCCAAGAACAACAAGAUUAACAGAGACGAUGAUGACAAUGAUGAUCAUCACAAAACUUGCAACAGCAAGAGUAGUAGUAGCAGCAACAUCACCAACAACAACAAGGGAGUGAGUAAAUUUUUGGAUUUAGGGUUCAAAGUUCCGGUGAUGAAGAGAUCUGCGGUCGAGAAGAAGAGACUAUGGAGGAAACUCGGUGAGGAAGAAAGAGCCGCCGUGCUUCUCAUGGCGCUUUCUUGUAGCUCUGUUUACGCCUAAGCUUUUGCUUUUUUUUUUUUUUUUUUUUUGUUUAUCAUUAGAAAUCAAGUGAGAGCGAUUUUGGUUAACUUUAAUUAGAUAGAGAGAUAUAUAAUAUGUAUGAAAUGACUCAAUGAGUUAUGUAAGUUCCUUUUAGUAUUGUCGUUUUUUUUUUUUGGGUUAA
Molecule: messenger RNA, 843 nt
Organism: Capsella rubella
Lineage: Eukaryota; Viridiplantae; Streptophyta; Magnoliopsida; Brassicales; Brassicaceae
Product: GATA transcription factor 17
Exons: 2
Coding region: 111-680 (189 amino acids)
Biological process (GO): regulation of DNA-templated transcription
Molecular function (GO): zinc ion binding; sequence-specific DNA binding
Source: RefSeq, a predicted model, not a curated record